AUGCAAGUAAGAAGCCGGUCCCCGUCUCGUGAGAGAACCUCAAGACUUGGGGGAACAAGAAAACCACCGAUAAUUGUCGAAGAACGCCGACAACGGCAUGUUUCGCGAGAAAGGGAGCCAGUACGGGAGCGGGAGCGGGAAAGAGUACGUUGGAACGAACCGCGCGCAUGGAAUACUUUCUAUGACGAUGAAUAUGGUGGCUACGAUCCGUAUCAUUUUCAAAAACCACCAGCGCAAAACAAUAAGAUCAUACAGCCCGAGCCCAGGAGAUAUCCGCCACCGCCGCCUCCCAGGGUGUCAUCGUCACGAGUGCCCUACUUUGAGCGAGAAGAAAUAUACGCUUCAGAUACUGGAGAAGACAUUGAGAUGGACCCCAGUUCGCGUUACAUCCGAAGAAGGCCAUCCUCGUAUUCUCGUCGGUCAUGGUCUCAUACAACUUCUCUCCAGAGACAACCGGCCGUUCGUAUGAAUCCAAAGGAUCCAAAAGAUGUGACAGUACACAUGUCCCUAGACGCAGCGCCAGACUUGGAAGGAUUUUUGGAAGAAAACGCCCGUUUACGUCGACUGGGCCAUUUCGAUGCGGCGCUUUCUCACUUUGACGAGACGUUGGCAUCGUCGUUGGAUAACAUGUAUGUUCGGGUGCAGUAUGCUCAUUGCCUGUAUGACGCGAGACAGUACAGAAAGCUGGCUGAGCUGGCAAAGAAGUAUCCAUUGGCAGAGGAGGAUAGCUUUGACAACGGCCUAUUUCUAAAUUGGACCCUGCUGCUACGAAAGGCGGAAACGUUUAGCGAGUUCGAUUUUCAUGACACGAUUGAAGAGGAGCAAUUGAUUACACAGGCAUUGAAUGGCUUCCAUUAUGACCGACUUGACUCAACAGAUCUCCAAAUCUUGACCCUGGUAGUUUGCAUGUCCCCAGAAGACAAAGUGAAGGAUAUUGCCUGGUAUCGUGUUUUAGACACCCUCACAAGCCAGCAUCGUAUUUGGGAUUUCCGCGACAUAUACCUAGCACUCGAAGAGAAAUUCGGUUUCAAAGAAGCGCGGGAUGUGUUGUACGGCCCGCCCCUGGGAGGCUCUCCCGUCAACAGCAUCAUUGCCGACUGGUCAGAAGUGGAUGACGACGAAACAAUGUUGUUCGGAACACUCGACUUAUUCGCCUCACUAGCAUUCGCGUGCAUGAAAACCAAGGGGAACAGCAAGGAUGCGAAAAAGUGUCUCCAAGCUGCGGAGCGUCUGGCCACCCUCCUCCUAGAGCGGAAUAUUGCGAGUCUCAAGACGCGUCCCUGUCUGAUGUGGAUUAUGGCAGGGGUGUUCUUUGAAGAAUACAGCAUGAAUCGUCUCGAAGGCAACAAUAUCUCCUUUACGGGUCCUUUCCGAGGGGAAUACCGCGUUUCCACGAGGAUCUUUCCAAACGAUGAGUUGCCGCUUUACGCACCGCAUGAAGAUGAGAUUCCGUCGUGGAGCCCCAAAGCCUCAGGAAUAUCAGAUGAGGCCAAGAAAACCACAAGAGUUGUUCUCAAAGCUGCAGAGGAAAUUGGCGACCUGCCCGUGCAGGUAGGAUGUCUGCAACAGCUGCUGGAUCAAGGGUCUGACAAUCCUUCCCGGGAGAUCAAGCGGAUCAACGAGCUGUGGAUGUCGGCUGGGAACAUGGCGUCGUAUCUGCGCCUCCAACUAUUCCGCUUUAUGCUCGUAAAGACAGAAACAGACAAACGGAAUGUGCGACGAGCAAUACUCGAGCACGGUGAGAGUCUGAGUGGUGGAUUUACAGAGUACUGUCGGUGCAUGAUUCUUCGUGCCUUAUCAUCCAAGACGUGGGAAAAGGAACUCUACUUGGAUCGCGCGAAUGACACAUUUCCGGAUGAUGCAGAGGAGGAGGAGAAGGAGGAGGAGGAUGAUCAAAUUGUAAAAUAUCCCAAGCCGUCGAAGGGGGAGGUUGUAACUAGAGACGUUGCUCGGAAGGGGGGUUUGAAGAGGCGAGAAACGCAGUAUGAGGAGGAGAGGAAGAAGGUGGAAGAGGAAAAGACGAAGAAGCUUGAGUUGGAAGUCCGUGAACGUCGUGAAGCAGAGAAGGAUGUGCAAAUUAAGAAACUCAAAGAGGAGUUGGAGGCGUUGAAACGAGAGAGACCACCUCCGGCGAUGCAGGCGCAAAUCGCUUGGGAUGAAUGGGGAGUUGCAAAGAGCAAGAAGAAGAAGAAAGAAAGAGUUGAGGGAGGGAAUAGUACUAGAGAUGCUGUGGAUACAGGAUUGUCUGGGGUGGGAGCCGCGGAUGAGGUUGAGAUUGAGGGUGCGAAUAGGGUGACUCGGCGGACGGAUUCUGAGAGAAAGGAGGGUACGGGCACGGGUGAUGGUCCAACCGUAGAAGUUGUCGACUAG
Molecule: messenger RNA, 2370 nt
Organism: Pochonia chlamydosporia 170
Lineage: Eukaryota; Fungi; Ascomycota; Sordariomycetes; Hypocreales; Clavicipitaceae
Product: tetratricopeptide repeat domain-containing protein
Exons: 2
Coding region: 1-2370 (789 amino acids)
Source: RefSeq, a predicted model, not a curated record